This is a messenger RNA of Leptinotarsa decemlineata (Colorado potato beetle), 5276 nucleotides long. It is a transcript of the gene shop, whose product is annotated as sulfite oxidase. Lineage: Eukaryota; Metazoa; Arthropoda; Insecta; Coleoptera; Chrysomelidae. Gene Ontology annotation, biological process: sulfur compound metabolic process. The record is from RefSeq and is a predicted model, not a curated record. Gene Ontology annotation, molecular function: molybdopterin cofactor binding; molybdenum ion binding; sulfite oxidase activity. Gene Ontology annotation, cellular component: mitochondrion.
AUCGAUGACUAAUUCUGAAGAUAUAAAAAUGUGCCAAAACUCGUUUUUUUAAAGAACAGUAAUCUGUAUUUUUGGAUAGUUUUGAAAUCCCGAGAUGAAUUUGACUCAUUUUCAUGAAACAUUUCUUAUAUUAACAAUCAACCGUUCACGAGAUAUUUGAGUUUUUCUUGAGAAAAUGAAACAUCCGCAUGUCCACCAUAAAACUACGGGCUACAAAACCUUCAUUUCGAACAGUUUGAGAAUGUUUAUUGGAGUUAUUAAUUUGACGUAAUUUGUGUAUUCUGAAUGUUUCACGAAAGAGCGAAAAUUGGAAAAUAUUGCAUUGUCUCUUCACAAAAAACUUACAUGCAUUUAUUAACUCUUUUCAUCAAAUUUUUAUUUAUAGUACGACUGAUUUCAACGGCAUCUAUGGCGUUGAAAGCUUGUAAAACGUUUCUAAAUAUAUUCUCCUCACUUGUUGAAGGAUCUGCAUAUACAAUAUUUUUAAUAUGUCCCUAUAGUUAAUAGUCCAUAAGAGACAGAUUGGGGGAACGUGCUGGCCAAGUACGGCCCACUAUUGGCAAUCCACCUAUCGUAAAAUAAUUGAUCGAUACGCCUACGGUCCUGCAAUUAUGAGGCGGUGCUCCAUCGUGUUGGUACGAAAUAUUUUCCGCAUCUUCAACUGCUAUAUUAUUCACUGCAACUCUCACAAAAUUUUGUAUUGUUACAGUAUCCUUCACCAUUCAAUUUUUCAUCAUAGAUGUACAAACACAGAAUCCUAUUGUGCUUUAUUGCACAAAAAAGCUUAAAACUCCAAGUUUUUUGGAAAUAUCGGUCACGAGUAAGGUGUGGAUUUUCAUUAGCCCAAAAAUGAGUAUUAUUUAUGUUUGAAUAAUUCAUUUUUGGUAAAUGUAGCUUCAUCACUCAAUAUAAUUUUUAAAGAAAACAUGGACGGUACAAAUCCGUGUCUUCCAGACGAUGUACCUACCAGUUGAUGUUUGAACGGUUCCCAUUUAUGCUUUUUCAAAUUGUGGUGAGCGGUUCUGGGUUCAACUGGUAGGUUUUUGUCACAAUCUUUCAAAUACACAUUUGGAUGAGCAGCAAAAUAUCCAAGAACAUCUAUUUCCAGAUCUUCAAUCUCCAUCUGAGGCUUUCGCUUGAUUAUUUUUGGAAGCAAUGAUCUAUGGUGCAAACAAUUUUUCAACAGUCUUUUUACCGUAUUGUGAUUCGGGUUGAGUUUUUCCGGAUAACUUUCGGUGAAUAACCUGCAUGCCCGGUCGAUAAUUCGAUUACAAUCACCAUUUUGAUCAUAAUCAUAUAUUGUGUAAAAGUUAUCAUGCAGUGCCACACCUAUAACGAACAUCAAGAGUGCACGUAGGUACUUUGUAAUGUCAAACUAAUUGAGAUUUAAGAAACUUUUUUACUUAAAACCGUGUAUAUAUAUAUAUUAUUUUAACAAUUUGCUGGAGGAUAAUUUGCAAAAUUAAUCAAUCAUUUUGUCGAGGCUACAAGUUUUAUAUAUUCCUAUAACUGGAUGAAAUGCAAAGUCUAAUACGGAGAAUUGCAGCUAACUUAUCGAUUUACAGAACUAGUUAUCAGGCAAUCCAAAAUAUAAACGAUAGCAGACAUGAAAAAAAAUAUCAUAGACAUUAUAGCCAUCACUUUAACACUAAGAAUAUUACUUAUACUGCUGUGGGUACUUGCUUAGGUUACUGUCUCUACAAAGAAAAAAAAGGAAAAGAUGCUGAAGGAUCCAAAGGAGAAGAUACUGAAGAACCCAACAAAAAUGAAAUUGUAGCAGGAAAGUUCACAGAAAAGUUGCCUUUUUAUUCUGUUGAAGAAAUCAGUAGACAUACCACAAUGAAAAAUGGGGUAUGGGUGAUAUAUAAAGAAGGUGUUUACGACAUAACAGAUUUUAUAAUAGAGCAUCCAGGGGGAGACCAGAUCUUCAUGGCAGCCGGUAGUUCAAUUGAACCAUUUUUUUUUCUCCAUAGAUUUCACGAGAGUCCCCAUGUAUACGAAAUUUUAGAAAAAUAUAGAAUAGGUAAUUUACAAGGAGGAAAUAUGCACAUAACAGAUGAUUUGGUUGAUCCGUAUGACAGUGACCCAAGAAGACAUCCUGAUUUAAAACCCUUAAGUUUGAGGCCAUUUAAUGGAAACUGUGAACCAUCUGAGUUAGUCGAGCAGUUCAUCACACCUAAUGAACUGUUUUAUGUGAGAAAUCAUCUACCAGUUCCUCUAGUAACAGAUCCAUGUAAUUAUGAAAUAGAAGUUGUAUUGGAAGGUAAAGAUGAAACUCUCACCUUCACAUUGGACGAGUUGAAAAAACUUCCAAAACAUACUAUAGUUGCAGGGAUGAUGUGUUCUGGCAAUCGAAGAACAGAAAUGUCAAAGGUUAAGCGUGUGCUAGGGUUGAUGUGGGGUAUAGGAGGUAUGAGUAACGCAACAUGGACAGGUGUCCCUUUACGGCAAGUUCUAAAUCUGGCCAAACUAGACGAAAACGACACUAAAUACAAACACAUUCAGUUCGAGGGAAUAGAUGCUGAUGUUACCGGAAAACCAUACUCGGCUUCAAUUCCUAUCUGGAAAGGAACUGAUAAAAGGGGAGACGUUUUGUUAGCAUAUGAGAUGAAUGGUGAACCACUUCCGAGGGAUCACGGAUAUCCUUUAAGGGUUUUGGUACCAGGAGUUGCGGGUGCAAGAAGUGUUAAGUGGUUAACUAAAAUAAUUGUAUCAGAAAACGAAAGUGAUUCACAUUAUCAAUUGAAAGAUUAUAAAGGAUAUUCACCUUCUACUUACUACAAUAACGUAGAUUACACAAAAUCUCCAGCCAUCCAAGAACUCCCUGUCACAUCAGCCAUUUGUAAACCAAGUGAAAAUGAUACCGUACAGGUUAAUAAUGGAACAAUCCCUGUGAAAGGUUAUGCGUAUUCGGGAGGUGGACAAAAGAUAGUGAGAGUUGACGUCACUGCAGAUGGUGGAAAAUCUUGGCACGUGGCGGACUUGGGUCAUCAAGACACUGCUCUACCACCUCAACACUGGGCCUGGACAAUUUGGUCAGUCAGUAUUCCAGUAAAAAAAGAUCAAAAAAAGAGUUACAGCCCUCAGUUUCCGACUUCAGCCCACUCGACCUAAGGAAAGCGAAGGUCAGAUGCUUUGAUGAGCCGAGGUCUUUAAUGUUAUUAAAAAGAAGACCCCAUUCAUUGGCUUAUCCUUGUGUUGCUGCAAGAGUGAAGUGACCUCUGCGGUUUUUAUGUGGACCUAUUGCUGAACAGGUUCCAACUCGGUGACAAAGUUGUGAUCAUCUCGUCCAGUCUCGAAAACUAUUUAGGGCAGUUGCCCUGAAGAGAAAUGCUCAAAUUUUUGUCCAUUCAUUAUCACCGACCAUGUGGAGAAGGAGAUUCGAACUCCUGAUGACUUUACAGGCUCAAGUCCACAGCCUCCCUGUUGUCGGGGGAAGUACAAACUUGGAACGGACGAUUAGGGAUGGAAACUACUAUGAAGAUGCACCAUUUUUCGGGUCAUUACGUCAAAUUGAUACACCUCAUUCCGAAUCCACUUCGCUACUCCAAACGAGUAGAGUAAAAUUGGAACGGCAAGAAUAUUCGUAGCAACAACUUUGUUCUUCCCAGACAGGUCCGAUGACCAGAUAUGUCGGAGUUUGUGCAGGAUACUUCCAUUAACGAGCUGCACAUCUUCUCCGUAAUCUCCGCAUUGUCCUCUUUCAAGGUGGACCUUUGCACAUUUAUCUAUACCUAAUACCAUACCGAUAGUUUGCGUGUACCUACUCUUCCGGCACCUUGAAGAACUGAUGGAAAUCCAUUUCUCCAGAAACAUACAGUUUAAAAUCAUUCAUAAAAAACAAAUGGGUGACCUUAUGCCUCCGUUUGGACUCUAGCCUGACCAGACGUUAUGGUGAAGCGAGUCCGCCAGUUGUUGGAGGCACCUCACUAUUUUGUCGGAUACGGCAAGGCAUCUGAGCAAAUGCAAGAUGAGCUCAUGCGAUGUUGUAUCAAAUGCUUUGCUGUAAUCGAUCCAGAGAGAUUACGCUUGCAGGACUUGACACAGUAUAAAAGCGCUUUAAUUUGAUUAGGUUAUAAGAAUAAAUGAGUCUCUUGAUACUCAGUGGUUCGUGAAUUUGAUAAAAUCAUAAUAAGAAUCCCCAUAAUAAAUCAAAUGGCAGUAGUAUCAGAAAAAAUCGUCAUAUAACUGCCGAAUGGGUGGAGAUCAAUAAUAGGGGCAGUAUUCGCGUAUAUAGGGUGGUUGUUAUGUACAGAGCUAUAUAGCCUCUCCCCAGCCAGUUAACGAAGAGGUGGAAGUAGCAGUAUUACCACAUGUUGGCGCGUUGCCGCAGUGCGGCACAUAGCCGCCAAAUUACGACGUGAUUACGACCUAUAGCUUAAGAAACGUCACCGCGUCACCGCAUAGGGAAAACAAUCACGACAGGCGUGGCGUGUAAUCUUAGCUUUAAUAUCGCUAAGUAUUAGUAUCCCUCAAGACUAAGAUGCAAUACCAAACAUCGUCUGUCGCAAGGUGGAACCGCCCGCCCCCUCUUGGAGGCGCCCCAAACUUGAUUCAAGUAUCCAUAGCCUUUCUCUAUGAAAGGCAGGACGGGCGAAGUUAGGAGAAUCCCCUUGAGCUUAUUUCUCAGUUGGUAGGUUGAGUAUAUAUAGGUACUUGUACGCAAAUUGUAAUUAUGUUGUUAACAGUUCUUCUGAGGUAUGUCUAGGAAUAAUUAAAGAUAUAUAAACUUUGUUAGUGUGAUUAUAUAAUAGAGCCUCGUUAAUCCGGACCUCUGUUACUUCGGUGCACACUGUAAUCCGAACAGGCGAGAUGAUCGCGUGGGGGAACGUUCACGGGGAAAGCGGUAGGUGCGUGUCACAACGUGUCACUAUUCAACCAUAUGCCGUCACUAUAGUCAGUCUUUUGUUUACUUCUGUGCAGUGUUAGUUAAUUUAACGCGCAUUCGCUGACAAAAUGCACCGCUGCGCAAACAUUCUACAUUGUCAGUAAAAGACAAAUUGGGUAUUAUAAAGGGGUCUUCCAACAGGGACUUCCGAACUUUGACAAUUGAUAACGGCCAUCUUGUUGAAGCUACAUCUGUCAAAUUAGUUGUUUGACAACUGUCUGUUUGACAAAUUACCAUGGACGAUUAUAGCGUUCAACAACACGUGCAAAAUAGUUUUAUCGAAAUGCGUGUUCUUUUCGGGCAAGGUACUGGGCGCUUCGCCCAUUUUAAGGUUGCCAUAAUCGUCCUACCGAGAGGACUGUUCACAAUGUGGUGGAUGAAUUUGAGU